UUCUAUAUAUGGUAAGGUGACGUCGGUUUAGUUGUGGAGGUACGUCCGAUCGUGUAUUGAAAUUUGUCAUUGUGACGAUGGAAGGACAAUCAAAUGAUGACUUACACCUCGGAGAAAUGUUGGACGUAUAUCGCCCGGUACUGGUGGACAGCGUCAUAGCCACAGAACUGCUGCCAUCGUUAACCGACGUGGUAUCAGGUUCAGAUGCUGAGAAAGUCAGAAAUGUGACUCGCCAGAACAGUAAUAGGGCUGGCACAGAGUACUUAUUGGAGGUUUUAGUGGAGAGGAAAGAGGUCCCGGGAAGAUGGCGGAUGUUAGUGAAUGCUCUGAAAAAACAUGGCUAUGAAUCUCUCUCAAUGAUUCUGGAGGGAGAAAUGGAAAUGGAAGACAGGGAUCGCAACAAGAGAAUCAUCAACAUAUUUAUGGUGGAAUUGCGUCAGGGUAUCAAUCCGUUAGAAAUCCUUCCAUCAUUAAUACAGAAGGGUGUGCUUGGACAGGAGGACAAAGAGAAUAUCACAGCAGAAAAUAGAAAUAAUGGGGCAUUGGCUGCAUCAGCCGUGUUACUAGAUCGAAUACAACGUAAAAAGUCAGAUUGGUAUAGCUUGUUCCUACAGACACUGGCUGAAAACCGUUUUGGUCAUUUAGCUGAGAAGAUAGAUCCAGACUUCAUGAAGAAAUGGAAGAUAAGGAAUGAAGAAGAAGAGAGAAGGGAGAGAUUAGAAUUACAUACAAUGGAAAACUACGAUUCAGAUUUUGGUGAAGCGUUAUCUGAUAUAAAACAAAUGAAUAGGACUCCGAAUGUACACCAGGAUUUCAAUACCGAGGUCAAAACAACAGAGAAACUGGUAGAGAAUUUAAAACUGGAAAAAACUGGUGACUCUAAUGAUGAGGAAACGGUAACGGAAGUGAAGCAAACACAAACAGCUUCUCGACAACCGACGGAGCAUGACGAGUUAUCUGAACCGCUUCCUCCAUCAUCUCCAUCUCUGUCCCCAACGCCAGUGACCAUACACAGUCAUCAGUCAGCUUCUGUGACUUCUACACCAUCAGAGACUACAUUGGUGUAUCAACGGGUCGAACGAGGAGGACCAGAUCUCUCUCUGUUCCGAUACCAAGAGGAGCUGGCACAACCUGGUAUUGAUGGACACAACUCCAUUGUUGUGGCCCCAACUAACAGUGGAAAGACACAUGUGGCCAUUAAGAUUAUGCAGCACCACUUGAGAAAAUGUCACAGCAAGAUGAUAUUUCUGGUGCCCACCUCAGCCCUAGCAACACAGCAGCGAGAUAGGUGUUACGAACUGUUAAAAUGUCAAGCUAAAGUGAUGACUGGGGAGAGUCAGGCCAGAGAUAAAUAUGUAGAUAUGUCUAUCCACCUCAAAAAUCAUGACAUUAUCGUUGCUACGCCUCAGAUUCUUGUGAACUGCCUGCUGUCGGAAGAUGUUUCCAUGUCAGAUUUUUCUCUCAUUGUUUUUGAUGAAUGUCACAGAACAUAUGAAGACACACCCUACAACAAUGUGAUGCGACUGUACUUAGACUUGAAGCUGACAGAAGAGAAUGCCUCUCUACCACAGAUUUUAGGAAUGACCGCUUCGCUAGGGUCAGGAAAUGCCAAAUGCCAGUCCGGAGCUGAUGAUUGGGUCAAACACCUUAUGAACAACAUGGACACUCAAAAGCUGGUGACUGUAAAGGAGAACAUAGAAGAGCUUCAGGCGAAAAUCAACAACACAGACACGGAGAUUGUACUGACAAAGGAGCGACUCAACCCAGUCUUUGGUAAGCUGGUCAAUAACAUAAUGGCGGUCAUUGAGAAAAACAUCCAAGAUGCAGACGGGGAGUUACGAAGACCUCCUGCAGUACGCGAUGGAGAGAGGUACACAGAAUGGUGUAGUACAUUGAAAAAGCAGAUUACCAGUACUCCGGAUAAUGACCUUCACAGGAGCCUCAAGAUCUAUACUGACUACUUAGAGGUGUACCACCGUGCUCUCAUCAUAUACCGUGAUGCGCGGUCUAGUGAUGCCUUACAAUACCUUAAGGAAGAAAUGGAUGAAAUGUUUUUUGAAGAGACAGCUGUGGAGACGGACCACAAGAUGCACAAACUUUUCGAAGAUAAUCAACCACUGAUGGAGAGUGAAAAUAGUCAAGAUAAUCCAAAACUUCACCAAGUUCAAGUUCGACUUUCUGCAGUGUUCCGAAAUGAACCUGAUUCCCGAGCCAUCAUAUAUGUCAAAACAAUAGAUCUUGCCAGAUUUCUGGAGGUGUGGAUGAAUGAGUGUCCGGAACUUCAACCUCUAAAUGCAGUGCGUUUCGUCGGAGCACACGCUAGGGUUGGGAUUGGUGGUAUAACCAAGGUGGUACAGGACACCAUUCUAAAGGCCUUCCGGGACGGCACACACAAGGUGGUUAUAGGUACCUCAGUGUUAGAGGAGGGACUGGACAUACCCAGGUGUAAUCUUGUCAUUCUGUAUGACCACGUCACCAACGAGAUACAGCGUGUUCAGACGAGAGGACGCAUAAGGAGAGAUAACAGCCAUUUCGUUCUUAUAGCAUCUGAAACUGGACAAGCAGCUAAAAAAGAACAGGUGAACGAGAUAAGGGAGGAAAUGGGGUCGGCAGCCAUUGAACGAGUUCAGAACGAGAUUGAUAGAGACCCACGUGGUUUCCUCCAAAGACAACAGGCCGAGCAACUGAAAGAGAAGCAGAAACGAGAUGCGGCAGAGAAAAUUGAACGGGAAAUGUUGUUAAACAGUCCCGUGUACCAGGUGAAAUGUAAUCACUGUAGAAGCUUGCUGUGUUUGUCGUCAGAUCUCCGCAAAAUUAAAGUCCAUCACACUAUUGUAGCCGGUGGGAUGAAAGACACACUGAUGUCCGGUCCGCGCGGGAAGCCAUCUUAUCAGGACAAGGACAUGGAGCACGGUGUAGCAGAACUAUAUUGUAAAGACUGUAAGACACACAUCGGUUCUAUAAACAAGUCAAUGUCACUAUACUUUCCAAUGCCUCGAAUUGACCAGAUAGUAUUUUCAAGGGAAAAUAACAUCAAAGCCUGCAAGAAAUGGAAAAAUGUUCAAAGUCUCUUUGGUAUUAAACAAUUUUGCCCAAUUGAAGAUAUGAGAUUGAUUAUGUCGCUUCCUACUGAAGACAAAGACUUCUAUACCAAGUAGCCAGGCGUCUCCUUUUGAACAUAUAUAAUUGUUUGAGACAAUUCCGAAAAAAAAGAUCAACUGGAAGCCAUUUUCGCUAUAUCUCCGAAAAUAUCCCAGACUUUUCAAAAUUUUCAUAUGUAAUUUCCUUUCCCCUGGUUAAGCAUGCUUAGUUUUGGGACAUAUCAACGCUUAUUAAAUACAGCGAUAUUUUGUCAGUAUAAGAUGUAAAUUGAACAGAUGAAUGUAUUUCUUACAAAAGUCAAAACAAUUAAAACCAAUGAAGAUCAUAGCGUGGGAAUGGGAGAUCGCUCUAGGAUCUCUUGACAGAUAUAUCUCUACAUCUAUCAUAUAUACCUUUGUCAUUAGGCAAUGAUAAUUGAUACUUGUACCUUUUCAUGGAGAUCACUGAAAUCUGUAUACGUAUUGUCAGAGUAUAUACAUCAACGUGAAUAUUUAUUAUCACAGUUUUAUAUACUUUUGUCGUGAAUAUUUAUUGUCACACUUUGUAUAUACUUUUGUCGUGAAUAUUUAUUAUCACAGUUUUAUAUACUUUUGUCGCGAAUAUUUAUUGUCACACUUUGUAUAUACUUUUGUCGUGAAUAUUUAUUGUCACACUGUGUAUAUACUUUCGUUUUGAAUAUUUAAAGCCACAUUUUGUAGAUACUUUUGCCAUGAAUAUUUAUUCACACUUUGUAUAUACUUUUGUCAUGAAUAUUUAUUGUCACACUUGGUAUAUACUUUCGUCGUGAAUAUUUAUUGUCGCAUUUUGUAUAAUACUUUUGUCGUGAAUAUUAAUUAUCACAUUGCUUCUUAUAAAUAUACUUUUGUCGUGAAUAGUAAUUGUCACACUUUUUAUAUACUCUUGCCGUGAAAAAUUCUUGUCAAACUUUGUAUAUACUUUUGCCGUGAAUAUUAAUUGUCACACUUUAUAUAUAUAUUUUGCCGUGAAUAUUCUUGUCACACUUUGUAUAUACUUGUGUCUCAAAUAUUUGUUGUCACACUUUGUAUAUACCCUUGCCGUGAAUAUUUCUUGUCACACUUUGUAUAUAUAUUUUGCCGUGAAUACUUUAAUGUUGACGUGAAUAUUGUCAAACCUUGUACUUACUUUCUGCAUGUAUAUUAUCUUAUGUGAAUUGUUUUCUACAUUAUUGGCUAAGAGUAUAGCACGUGCCAAACUACAAACAUUUGUACCUUACCAUAACUAAAUCAAAGGGCCAAAGGGCCUGAGGUCAUAAAAUAAGAAAUUUAAAAUUGGAUUUUAUAGUCAGACAGUUUGUAUCAGAUGAAAUGUCUUAAUCUGGUUAUUCCUAUUCUAUAUAUAUUCAAGAAAACUGCUGAAAACUUUCCAAUAGCUGAGUAUAGUUCUUUCCCUGAUGUAAUUAUUUAAUGUUUGUGGAAGAGUAUUGAUAUACUUCUGAAUCAGUAAAGCUGCUUGUAAACUUUGAAAAAAAUCAACUGGAGGACAAAUCGGUCUAUUAACACUUACAUGUACAACUACAUGUAGAGAUCAAAUUUAUAUUUUAAGAUGUUGAUUUACCCACCACGACUAUAACGGCAGGUGUCAAAGGCAUAUCCUGAUGUUAACAAUACCGUCAAUCGUAAAUUUCCAGCUGAAAUGAAAAUCCUGACCACGUGACAUCAGCUCAACAUCUGUAAGCAAGUACAGUUAGCUUCUUUUAAAAUAUCACUGAUAAGUUUAUUGCAUAAGCACCCCCAUAUGGCAAACCAAAGUGGAAAAAAGUCCCUAUUUAUGGAUAUCAAUAAAUCAAUUAUUUAUCAAUAAUUAUUUUUUGAUUUCCACAAUUCAUUUUUGGAAAUCAAUAAAUAUUAAUUGAUAUCCAUAAUUGAAUUUUGGAUUCCAUUAUUCGAUUCAUGGAUAUUAAUAAAUACCUAUUUUUGGAAAUCCAUAAAUAGACACAUUUGUUAAUAUCAAUAAAUGAUUUAUGGAUAUCAGAAAAACAAAUGUCUAUUUAUAGACAUAUUUUUGUACAAUAAAGAUUCACACAUUAUUGGGCAUGUAAAAAUAUAUUAGAAUAAUUCUAAUACUGAAUACCUGUGUAGUUCUGAAACUCUUAGAAUUAUUGAUUGCUAACUUGAAAAUAUAUUGUAGGUCUGGAACACAAUGUUUGUGCUUGCUAUCACACUUAUAAGGGUGGAGUAUGUUAUUCAAUGCUUGAACAACGCCGACAAUUUUGGCUUAAUUCUUGCAAUUUUAAAAAGCUUCAAUUAAGUGGAUAUAUGUACCGUACCAUUUUCACUGUUAAAAACAGUUUUAAAAAAUAAAAAGGAAAUUCAGUUUUAACCAACAGUCGUGUGCUUAAUUUUCAGGUAAUGUCAGAAGGGCAUAAUCCAAAUGUUACUAUUUUUCUGUGACAGUUUAGAUGCAACUACUUUUUUUUUUUCUUUUUAAGGUUUCAAAUUGAAUUUUGCUAUCCAAGCAAAAUUGAUGUGUGCCAGGGUUGGGACCCCGGGUUCACCCCUCUUACACCAUGAAGCCUCUCACAGGAGGUCUCUCUCACAUGUUUCUCUCAUUCAUUUUCAUUUCGGCCAAUUUGCUCGUUUUGUUAAAAACAAACAACAACAACAAAAAAAAAAAAAAAAAAAACAA
Molecule: messenger RNA, 5748 nt
Organism: Pecten maximus
Lineage: Eukaryota; Metazoa; Mollusca; Bivalvia; Pectinida; Pectinidae
Product: probable ATP-dependent RNA helicase DDX58
Exons: 16
Coding region: 78-3158 (1026 amino acids)
Biological process (GO): regulation of apoptotic process
Cellular component (GO): cytoplasm
Molecular function (GO): nucleic acid binding; ATP binding
Source: RefSeq, a predicted model, not a curated record